This is a messenger RNA of Anopheles arabiensis, 1623 nucleotides long. RefSeq names its product annexin B10-like. Bases 455 to 1420 code for a protein of 321 amino acids. The record is from RefSeq and is a predicted model, not a curated record. The transcript is spliced from 4 exons. Gene Ontology annotation, molecular function: calcium ion binding; calcium-dependent phospholipid binding. Gene Ontology annotation, cellular component: cytoplasm. NCBI's taxonomy places the organism in Eukaryota, Metazoa, Arthropoda, Insecta, Diptera, Culicidae.
AUCAAUGCUCGUUAACACUUUUUUAACACCUCUUUGCAAAAUUAGGUCAAAAAGGAAUGAAAAAAAACCCCACAAACACAUGGAGUUCAUCCACGUCAACAUGUGUGCGGCACGUGUUUACCGCGCUUGUCAGAAUACGCAUACCAUUGUACCGCGAACACAGCGAAGACGCUGCUACGCUCGACACGAACAGGUUCUUGCGGUUUAGAUUCUCCAGCAUUGCUGUGUAUUGCGUCGCUACGAUUUCAGCGUACGCGUUUAUUUAUUCUUGCUAAUUGUUUUCAUCUUUUCGCACGCGUCGCCGUUUUCGACCGUGCCCAUUGACGCUAAACGGACCGGCCGCUUGUGGGGUGUGAUUUCAAUUCGACUUCUACUUUCGGUGGUGCUGUGUUGCCUAGUGGCUUUGCCGUCGGCGAGCUAAUUGUGUUAAAUUGUCUGUUUGUCCUAAACCAACAUGUCGUGGUACUAUACGCCCCACCCGACCGUUGUGCCGGCGGAAGACUUCGAUGCAUCGGCCGACGCCAAUGCACUCCGGAAGGCGAUGAAAGGUUUCGGCACGGACGAGCAGGCCAUCAUCGACAUUCUCUGUGCCCGUUCGAACGGUCAGCGGCAGGAGAUAGCGGAAGCGUUCAAGCGUGAAUUGGGCAGGGAUUUGAUCGACGAUCUCAAGUCGGAGCUGGGCGGCAAGUUCGAGGACGUCAUCCUGGGGCUGAUGCUGCGCCCGGAAGCGUACCUGUGCAAGCAGCUGCACAAAGCGAUGGACGGUAUCGGGACCGACGAAAAGUCGCUGAUCGAAAUCAUCUGCCCGCAGACGAACGAUCAGAUACGGGCGAUCGUCGACUGCUACGAGGAGAUGUACAGCCGGCCCCUGGCCGAGCAUCUGUGCAGCGAAACGUCCGGCAGCUUCCGCCGGCUGCUGACCAUGAUCAUCGUAGGAUCGCGCGAUCCGCAGGGCACGGUCGAUCCGGAGCUGGCCGUCGAGCAGGCCAAGCAGCUGUACGAUGCGGGCGAGGGCAAGCUCGGCACGGACGAGGAAGUGUUCUACAAGAUACUGGCGCACGCCUCCUUCGACCAGCUCGAGAUAGUGUUCGAGGAGUACAAAAGUUUGUCCGGCCGUACGAUCGAGCAGGCACUGAAGGCGGAACUGAGCGGGGAGCUUUAUGACGCGCUCAGCGCGAUCGUGGAGUGUGUCCAGAUGGCACCGCACUUCUUUGCCAAGCGGCUGCACAAAGCGAUGGAUGGCGUGGGUACGGACGACGCAACGCUGAUCCGGAUCAUUGUGUCGCGGUCGGAGAUCGAUCUGCAGAACAUUAAGGAUGAGUUCGAGCAGAUGUACAACAAGACGCUGGUCAGUGCCGUGCGGAGCGAAACAUCCGGCGACUACAAACGGGCGCUCUGUGCUCUGAUCGGAAAUGCUUAAGCACGAGCCGCCGCGCACAGGCCGAGCAUCUUCUCCAUGAUGAAUUGUUUCUAAUCAAGUAUUCUGAACAGCGCGUACACGAAAGCAUGCCUUUUUAUUAUAAUACCACCCCCUCACCCGGGUUUUGGGAGAAUGUGUGUCAAAUUUCUUGUUUAUCAAUAAAGAUUUUAAUCACACUCUAUCGCAAACAAAAACAUUUAUAA